Capsella rubella is the source of this 925-nucleotide messenger RNA. RefSeq names its product putative glycine-rich cell wall structural protein 1. NCBI's taxonomy places the organism in Eukaryota, Viridiplantae, Streptophyta, Magnoliopsida, Brassicales, Brassicaceae. The record is from RefSeq and is a predicted model, not a curated record. Bases 97 to 777 code for a protein of 226 amino acids. The transcript has a single exon.
GUAUAAAUAGCCAAUGAUGCUUGAACAUGAGAACUCACAAGAAAAGAGAAGAAAAGGAAAAAAUACAUUUCAGAAAUAUAUAAAGUAACAAAAAAUAUGGAAAUCACCAAGUUGUUGUUUGUAGUGGUUCUCUUAGGAGUUGUGUAUGCUAAUGGCGCAAGGCACUUUCGAGGAGUGCCUGAACAUACCAAAUUCACGGACAAAAAAUUAGAAGAUGAGCCUAUUUGUGCCGCUGGUGGCGGUGGCGGCGGUGGUGGAGGAGUAGCCGUUGAAGGUGGUACCGACAACGGAAGCAACGAUAGUGCAAACGGCAACGGAGAUGCAAAUGGAAAUGGGAAUGGGAACGGGCGCUCCGACUGUCCCGGAGACAUAGUUGUUGGAGGUGGAGGUGGUGGUGGAGGCGGAGGUGGAGCCGGUGGCGGUUCUGGCGGUAGUAGUGGUAGUUACUUUAACGGUAAUGGUUCCGGUACUGGUUAUGGUAGCGGUAAUGGUAGUGUCAGUAGCACUGGCGAGUAUUCGGCAAGUGGAGGAGGCGGUGGCAGCGGAGAAGGUGGAGGGGGUGGUGGUGGCGCUGAUGGUAGCAGUGGUAGCAGCAGUGGAAGCGGAAGCGGUAGUGGCAGCGGAAGUGGAACCGCUAGUGGCCCGGGUGUGUAUGUAAGCGUAGGUGGUGGAGGCGGUGGUGGUGGUGGUGGAGGUGGUGGCGGUGGGGGUAUUGGUGGGAGCGGCAGUGGCAGUGGCAGUGGCAGCGGCAGCGGAAGCGGUACUGUCCAUUCUUAACAUUAAAAUGGGUAUCUAGUCUUAUGCGUGUGUCCUUAUUCUAAAGCUUUUAUGUUAACAUUCUUAUCAUUGGGUGAUACUCUAUUUAAUUCUCACUGUGUAAUGUUUCAUUUUUACAGUUAUAAGGGUCAAUAUGUGUUCUACAAAA